UUGUACAACCAUAGAACUCUAAAUAUCGAAAAGUAACAUAAUAAAAAAAAUAUAUCAUUUUAGGAACUCUCUUCAUAUACGUACAUAUAUAUUCAUACACAUAUAUAUUCAUAUACGAAAUGGAUAAUUUUCAUGUGCCAAAGAAGAUCAAUCGAAAUGUACUGAAGGCUCUAGGCAUUCUCCAGGGCGCACAUUCGCUGACAGCUUUUGUGCCGGCUUACAGCAUCGUCAGGCAGGUGGAAUUUCAGAUGCGUCGCAGCAAGAAAAUGGAUAAUAUCGAGGACUGUGUGCUGAAGAGUCUGUGCAGUCUCACCCAUCUGGGAGUUCUGGUUCGCACCGGUCACUCGGACUAUGCGCUGCGUCAAGCGCUCGUGUUUGAGGACGGCACGAGCGCGAUUCCGUGGCUCAGCACAGGUCGAGGACUUGGGAGUUCCGGUACAAAGGUUGCCAAGAAAAAGCCUUCGGUCAGUAAACGUAAUACCACGUCUCGCACCACCCGUCCUGGGCCUAGGGCCAAGAGUGGCGCCUAUCGAAGUGUGGGUCACCAAACCGUAUUAGCACCCAAGCCUUGUCGCAUUUGCCUCAAACGUAGGUCCACUGCCCAGAAGCCAAUGGAGGCUGAGCCGACAGAUGAAGAAUUCUCCGCUUUGCCAUCAGAUCCAAUGGAAGUUCCACAAGAUGGCGAUGUAGAUGGCGAUGGCGAUGUCGAUGGCGAUGUCGAUGGCGAUGCCGAUGUCGAUUCCGAUACCUUUACAUACGAUUCGCGCUGGGACUUUAAUGACCCAAUUCCAAUCUCUUCUAGCAAAUCUUAACGAUCUUCGGUGCAGAAAGGAGAGUAGAAAAUGACAAAAAAGAAGAAAAACCAGAAAAAGGAAAAAUUUGAAAUUUAGUUCAAUAAUUUGUCUUUUGUUAAUCAUUUCAAAUUAGCUCCAAUUCAGAAUUUAUGUAUAUAUGUGUGUUAGCAGUUUUUCAUUUUCAAAAUUUUAAAUA
This is a messenger RNA of Drosophila arizonae, 990 nucleotides long. RefSeq lists its product as uncharacterized. The record is from RefSeq and is a predicted model, not a curated record. NCBI's taxonomy places the organism in Eukaryota, Metazoa, Arthropoda, Insecta, Diptera, Drosophilidae.